GAUAAAGACAAGAGAAUUUACAACAAGGAGGAUGUUGAAAAAAUGAUUAAAGAUUUGAAUGAACAUAUAGAAGAAAAAGAUUUUGUUAACCCAUUUAUGAGAGAAGAUCCACAAGCGUCAUCGAGUGCUCUAAAGCCUCUUGGACGUGAAAAGGCAAGAAGCUGGAGUUUUAGGGAACAAAUGAAGAGCAGGUUGGAUAUGCCAACGUUUGCGAGAAGUGCUACUACUACAGGAGGUAGAAAGAAAGGGGGAACUAUUCAUCUUGGAGGAAAUUGA
This is a messenger RNA of Meloidogyne enterolobii, 276 nucleotides long. The record is from the annotation of a GenBank genome assembly. Lineage: Eukaryota; Metazoa; Nematoda; Chromadorea; Rhabditida; Meloidogynidae.